GCUCCGUAGACCACAUAAGCUGUUUGAGUUAUUUGCCGAACUUUGCAGGAGGAAAGAUGCCAAUGAUCAGGUAAAACAAGCUCUUGGUGUUCUUGGCACCGAAGAGUUCCGCCAAUUGUUGGAGUACAUUAGAGAAUGGAACACGAAGCCGAAGCUAUGCCACAUUGCCCAGUUUGUGCUUUUUAAGGUUUUCACCAUCCUUCCACCAACGGAGAUAAUCGAGAUGAGAGGCAUUGGAGAACUUCUUGAAGGGCUCAUACCAUAUUCACAAAGGCAUUACAGCAGGAUAGAUAGAUUGGAAAGGAGUACAUUUCUGUUGGAUUACACACUUAACGGGAUGUCGAUUGUCGAGCCAGAUAUGGGUGUUGUUGAGGACCCGAAAGAUGAGUCUCUGGUGGGUCCUACAGAAGCUGUCGCCAAAGGGCAAGAACGGGCCAAUGAAGAAGUUUCAAAGCAGCGGUCUUUAAAGAAACGGAAAGCUAAAAUAUUGAACGGAGGGAACAAGAAAAUCAAGGGAUCGGUUUCUACUGAUGGUGCAGUUGUUUCUGUAAUGAAAUAAUUCGUUCUUUUUGUUGUUUUGGAAUUUUGUUAGAUCUCUAGAGCAACGAUAGGAUAGGUUUGAGUAGGUGCACGGUGAAUGGUGGUACCACUGCGAGAAUGUAGACAUGGGUCGGGAGUGGUGGUGGCGUUGGUGUAUUUUUCUAAAUGUUAUACU
Messenger RNA from Cynara cardunculus var. scolymus (artichoke), 715 nucleotides. RefSeq lists its product as uncharacterized. The transcript is spliced from 3 exons. Bases 224 to 559 code for a protein of 111 amino acids. Gene Ontology annotation, biological process: rRNA processing. Lineage: Eukaryota; Viridiplantae; Streptophyta; Magnoliopsida; Asterales; Asteraceae. The record is from RefSeq and is a predicted model, not a curated record. Gene Ontology annotation, cellular component: small-subunit processome.